UGUUUUGCCUAAUGUUUGGGAAACCGCUAAUGUUUGUAAAACUGCACGAUAUUCGUGAGUUUCAAUACGGAAACGGGAUAGGGGGCGAUACAACAACCUUUUAUUCGCCUCCCAGGCGGAUUAAAGUUCACAGCCGACGAUGACGUCAAAUGCUGGCUAUAAAAGCUGCAGUGUUUGAACCUUGCAGUAAGACACAGUGGAUUCAUACAUCCAGCAAGGGACACAACAGCUCCACAAAGAAAAACUGAGAAGAUAGUCUUCAAGAUACUCGCCAUGGGAAUCAUGAACUUGAUUUCCGUUGUUGUAUUUUUGGCAUUUAUUUCACCAUCGCAAUCUGCGCGUUAUUCCCAACAAUGUAUCAUCAGUGAGAUUGCAAGGGAAAACGAAAUUAUAUAUAGAUUCAAGACACCCGAAGAAGCCUCAAUUUUUAGCAUCGAGGUGACAGAUUCAUCCUACCGGGACACAUUUAGUCUCAGUGAUGCCAAUAAAGGAACAAUAAAGUUGGCAAAGUCAUUUCUGGGUAUUCUUAAUUGGAGAACCGAUAAGACAUGCAGAAUCAUGAUCGUUUUGACUCAGACGAAAGGCACAGAAGUUAUUAACACCAUUGACAUAGAGUUUAUCGUUCUGAAAGAGGGAUUUGCUAAUGAUUUGCUUCCAAGAAUCAUCGAAAAUGUAAAAAAUUUGGCCAAGCCAAGCAAUCCAUUUCGGCCAACAACAAAUACAUUUCCUUGGCCAAAAAAAUUCCAUCGAAUUUUGUUGCAAGGAACAGCAAAAUCCAAAAACACUUCACUCGCUGAAUGCAAUUUCGGGGCAGCUAUCAAUCAGCUGUUUAAAUUAAUUCUUGCUAAACUUGAAGUAAAUAUCGGUGUUAGUGACAUUCAUAUUGGACCUCAAGGAAUUCUAACUCCUGAAAAACUGGAAGAGUUGAUUGAAGAAACAGGUUGCAUACCUGAAAAUGAAGAGCCCAAAUGUCCUCGAGAAACAUUACGUUAUCGUACCUUUGAUGGUACUUGCAAUAACCAGGUAGAUCCGACUGCGGGUUCAGCUCCAACUGGUUUUAACAGGUUUUUACCAGCAAUAUAUUAUGACGCAGAAGGCCUGAACGAACCACCCAGUAAUCAACCAAACGCACCAGACUUACCAAACCCUUCAACCGUUACCGAGCUUUUCAUAAUAAUUCAAUCAAAAAAUCAAUUAAACAGAGACGGUAUUUCACAUAUGUUUAUGCAAUUUGGACAAUUUCUUGAUCAUGAUAUGACAUUGGCACCGGAGAGUGAAAAUGGUGAUGUGUGUGAAGAUAUUCCAUGUAAUGGUAGCUCCGCAGAUUUCACAGACCCAUGUUUCGCUAUUCUCCCUGCUUCUGGCAGACCCUGUAUUAGAUUAAUUAGAUCAGCUGCAAGAUGUCCAAUCAAUGGCUUCAAACUAUUACCAAGAGAACAAAUGAAUGUAAAUACAGCGUAUUUGGACGCUUCCAUGGUUUAUGGUUCCUCUGAAUCAGUAGCAAACGCUUUACGAGAUCUCACCAAUGCACCAGAUGAUUUAGGAUUACUACGAACGUCUGGUGCAAAUCUUUUACCGAUUGAUAACAGCCAGUUGGGUGAACCACUAUCCUUGUGUGAAAAUCUUGGUUCCUGUUUUUUGGCGGGAGACGUUCGAGUAAACGAACAAGCUGCGUUGGCGGCAAUGCAUACACUCUGGGUUCGUGAACACAAUGACAUCGCGACAAGGCUAAGAAGUAUUAACCCGCAUUGGAAUGGUGAAAGAAUCUAUCAAGAAACAAGAAAGAUCCUUGGUGCAUUAGUUCAACAAAUCACGUACGAGGAAUGGCUUCCAAUAUUGAUUGGUCGAAAUGUCUUACCUCGCUACAGGGAUUUCAGAACUGACGUGAAUGCUGGGAUAACCAAUGCAUUUGCAACAGCCGCGUUCCGUUUAGGUCACAGCUUGGUCAGACCGAAGUUUGAAUUUCUUAAAAGCGAUUUUAAACCUUUUCCCUUCUCUCCCAUUCCUCUGAGGCAAGUAUUCUUUAACAACACACAAACGCAGAGAAGUGGUAUCGAUGGUUGGAUUAUAGGCAUGAUCGGAAAUGUUUCACAAGAAAUGGACAAUGAAAUGGCAAUUGGUCUUACAAAUGAACUUUUUCAACGUGAUAACAGAGAAGGUUUAAACCUAGCAGCAUUGAACAUGCAACGUGGUCGUGAACAUGGUUUACCGUUCUAUAGCGAUUUUCUGGCUGAAUGUGGAAGACGUUUCCCAGAACUGUACCCUGUUAAUGUCACAGAUGUACGAAGCUUUGAUCAAAUCAAUGAAUUAUUCCGACCAGAGGUGUUUGUUAGCAUUAAGGAGGUUUAUAGAAAUAAACCUCAGGCCACUGAUCUCUUUACUGCUGGAAUCAGCGAAAAGCCACGAAAUGUUAACUUCCGGCGAGCAAGGUUUGACGACGUAGAUCCAAUUCUCGGACCAACCUUCACUUGUUUGUUAAUUGACCAGUUUGCACGUCUUCGAGAUGGAGAUAGAUUCUUCUACCGUAAUAGAGGAGUAUUUACCCCAAAACAACUGAGAAGUAUCGAGAAAAGGAGAUUUUCAGAUAUAAUUUGCAAUAAUGUUAAUGUUGUUUCUGUUCCUCGCAAAGCCUUUUUUGUUGAUGCUUAUCGAAGCUGUACAAACCGUGAUAGACGUAUGAACUUGAACCCCUGGAAAGAACGUGUGACAAGUUGUCGGCAAUCUCCCUGUCGUAAUGAAGGAAUCUGCCGUAGUUUUAGGUCACGUCGAGUGUCUCGAGUUCAUUGCGUGUGCCCACGUGAAUUCAAAGGCAAAUUCUGCCAACUGAAAAGAGUCUCUUCUAAUGUAAAUGCGUAAACCUAAAAUGCAGUUACAAAAUAAUAUCAAACAGUUUGUACAAAAGGAUAUAAACGUUUUUCUCACAGACAGUUUUUUUUUCAUUAAUCAUUACAAUGAUAGGUCUAGUGUUGUAACAUGCAUGCAUAUGCUGCUGAAGAAGUAACCAGUUAAAGCAAUACGGAACUAUUUUAUAUUAAUAUUAACAAUGACUAGAAAAUAUGUGUUUAUCCUCGAGACUGACUCUCGUACGUAGCCGUAGGUUUAAAAUUGAAUAUUUAAAAGUAAUUACAAACAGGUUUUAGUUAUGUAAGUUUUUGUAAAUUCGUAUUGUGUUUUGUUUGCAAUGAAUUGGAUCUCCUGAA
This is a messenger RNA of Dendronephthya gigantea, 3200 nucleotides long. RefSeq names its product eosinophil peroxidase-like. Lineage: Eukaryota; Metazoa; Cnidaria; Anthozoa; Malacalcyonacea; Nephtheidae. Gene Ontology annotation, biological process: response to oxidative stress. Gene Ontology annotation, molecular function: peroxidase activity; heme binding. The record is from RefSeq and is a predicted model, not a curated record. The transcript is spliced from 6 exons. Bases 274 to 2856 code for a protein of 860 amino acids.